Molecule: messenger RNA, 4777 nt
Organism: Brassica rapa (field mustard)
Lineage: Eukaryota; Viridiplantae; Streptophyta; Magnoliopsida; Brassicales; Brassicaceae
Cellular component (GO): cytoplasm
Molecular function (GO): mRNA binding
Source: RefSeq, a predicted model, not a curated record
GGAGGGCUUAAACCAAACAUUUUAUUACUCUGCUUAACAGUGCCUUCCCAAAAUUUUACGUGGCCUAAAGCCUGUCAGAAAAUGUGGCCUUCUAAUGUAACUUUUAUCUAAAAUUAUUAAAAACAAUGGUAGUAGUAAUAUUCGAACCCCAAAUAUAGAAGUUGUACUUCACUUGUUUAACUAUUUCAUCUACAAACAACUUCAUAAAUUGUGGCCUAUAAUUUACUUUAUAUUAUGUGGCCUAAAGCUAAUGCUUCAUGUGCCUUAGUAGAGGGACGGGCCUGUGCUUAAACUAAAUAGGUUGGUGCUUGAAAUUUUUUAAUUAUGAAUAUAAUUGCGGAAAAUAUGAAAUGAAAAUUAUCAGUUAUCAUACCACAAUUUUCUUUUAAUAUUAAUUAUAUAAUAUCAGUGCGAUAAAUGUUUUUAUGCAGGAUUCGCUAAUAACUGAUUUCUAAAUAUUUAUAAGAUCUUAGUCAAAAAAAAGUUAUUUAUAAGAUGUUCUUGUUUUCCUCCUAUGAUUUAUUGGAGUAUCCCUUGGCGCGAUUGAUCGUACUCAUAAAAUACGUACGUGGGGAUAUAACUGAUGCAUGGAAGCAUUUCCCAAAGAGAAUCGAAUCUCUUUUAUUUUUGUGUUCGUCAGUCUUUUCUUUACCAUUCCCCGAGACAAUGUGGUGGGUUUACUAAUUAUAUGAAUCUUAUAUAUUUUCCUACAUUAUGUAGUUCGUACUUCUUUUAAUCCCCACUAUUUUUUUUUCCAAUUUCGAGUUAGCUUCUAUGCGGACUUAUGGAUAAGGCGUUAGCCUCGAAUACAAUACAAUUGUACAAAGGAUUAACUUUAAUCCACAUUACUAAACGCUUUGAAGUAGUAUACAUAAACAUCAUACAGUAUAGACAAGAUAAUUAAAUAACUCAUGGUUUAGUGAAGUACAAACAAAACUAUAUUACAAUAUAGUGCGAGUAGAUACAUAUAGAAGAUUAUUAUACAUCAAUGUUUAGGAUUUACACUUUCAUUUAGAAAAGUUUUACCUACAACAUAUGGUUUAUUGCCAGAAGCUUAAUAUACUUCCAAUAUCAGUUUGAGUGUGAUGCAAAAUAUAUAUGCUUCACCUUUUUUGAACGAAUCAUAUUGAACUUUGUGGCCCGAGUAGCCAGGGUCUAGUUCUAGUUUUUAUAUGGACGAAACCUAGUGCAUAACCACUUGGACUAGAAGCUCAUGUUGGUUUACCAUUUAAUAUUAUAGUUUUUUGUAGAAGGGAUAAAUUUGAAUUAUCUUUUUUGGAAGGUAUCACCAAAAAUCGGUAUAUAGAUGUCAUAGUGUCACAACGAAAAAAGUGGUAAAUAUUUUUCACUCGUGUCUUAAAAGUUAAAAAUCUAUAAGUUUUAGCGUUUCAUGAUAUUUUGAGAAUUUAUAUUAAAGUCAUUAAUCGAUCGUGGUAUUCCACAUACACCUGGUUUUUGUCUUAUUAUCUCCCAGCUGACCUCACUUUUGAGAGACAUAUUUACUUUGUAAAAAUAAGAGACUUUUCUUAUUUCAAAACUGGUGAAAUUUUAAAGUUAUGAUACACAGAGGAAAAGGUGAAAUGACGGUAAAUAAAGCCGAUUUUGGUGUAGCAUAAGGAUUAAGGCAUAAGCGAUAAUGUCUAGGUUAAUAUAUGAAACUGUGUCGUAUAAUCGACAAAUUCAAAUGACACAGUCACAAAAAUGGUCGAAUUCAAACAUUGAAGAAGACAAUAUAUACGUUCCAAUGCAAUGAUUCUUGUUUUCCUUUUAAAAAUUAAAUAUAUAUAUAUAUAUAUAUAUAUAUAUAUAUAUAUAUAUAUAUAUAUAUAUAUAUAUAUAUAUAUUUGAUGUUGUUUUCUUGGGUUUUGGCUGAGAAUCGCGAACACGUUCUGAUGGGAUACACGAGUAACUCGAUACUGCUAGAAAAAAAAUGGAGAUAACACUUACUGAAAAUACUAGAAGUAAAUAUUCUUUUAAUGUUUAAUUUCCGCGGUUUAUAUAUGGAAGCAAUACGUUCUUGAAACUGUUGCCAUGCAACUUUUGCUUUAGAUUUUUCUUUUCUUCUUGAGGCAUCCUUUUUACUACUGACACACGCACGAGACCUUAUUAUCCACCCAUGGUCAUGAACCUAGUUGAAUCGGCGGAUUUUAAGAAAGUUACGCAAUUUGGAUUAUCAACAUAAGUUUCAAACAUGUUUUCGAUUGUUUACAACUCAUACACGCAGUAUAUGAUCAGAGUCGUGCCUAAGGCAUACAAAAUGAGGCAAUUGCCUUAGGCCCCCUCCAAAACUGUUAAAUUUAGGGCCCCUUUUUUCCCUAGUACUUAGUUUAAUUAUUUAUAUUAAUUUCAUUUAAUUUUAUAAUUUAGUUAAUUGUUAUAUCACAUGGUAGUUUGUACAUUGAAUUAGGAUUCUUGAAUUUGCAACGGUAAUAUUAUCUAUUUAUACUAUGAAUUAAAGAUAUAAAUUUAUAAAUAGAUAUAUAGUUUUAUUUUUCAUGGUUGUAAAUAAAUAUAAAUAUCUACUAUAUUAUAAAUAUCUUAUUUUUAUUUUCAAUAUAUAUAUAUUAUAUUCUAUAAUUAUAAAAUUCUAAAUUUUUGGUACAAAUAUAAAAGCUUGUAUAAUUUUAUUUUAUUAAUAAUUUUUGUAAAAAAAUUUAAACCUAGAUAAAAUUAUAUUAUUUGCCUCGGGCCCUCACGGUCCUUCGCACGGCACUGUAUAUGAUGCAAACUACAUAUAUAGUCAGUGCCGUGCGAGGAAUUUUGGGGGCUCAAGGCAAAUUUUAAAAAUAUUUUUUUUACAAUGGUUAUUAGAAAAUAUAAAUUUUAGUUGUGAUAGAAACAAUUUUAAAUUUGUAAUUUAAAAGUAUAGGUUAAAAUUAUAAGUAGAAAACUGCUUUUUUAGAGAAAGUUAAAAUAAUAAUUUGGUAUUUUAGAAAGAGAAAAAAUAAUCAUUAGAAUACAAAUGAUAAAAUAAUAAAAAUAAAAUUGACACUAACAAAAUAUUGAAUAAAAUAAUGGUAGAUAAAGUAUACAACAUUUUGUCGUUUAAAAAAUGAUGAUAGAUAAAAAUAUAUAUGUUAAAACGUAUCAUUUAUUUUUUUUAUGAACUCUUUCAUCAAACUAUCAUACUGUAUAAAUAAAAAUACAAACAACUAAUUUUUGAUAAGAAAAAAAUUGGAUUAUAGUAAAUAACAAAAAAAAAUGAAAAUGAGAACUGUGAGUUAGAUCCUGUCAGUUCUUCAAUUAUUAUUUUUUUGCAUUUUUAACACAUAUUGAAAUUGAUUAGAAUAAAAGAAUUCAUCAAAAACAAAAGUCAAGUUCAGAAUCAGAAUCAGGUGAAAAUCUACCUUCUUUUUUUGUUUGGUCAAAUGGUGAAAAUCUACCUAAAUCUAUAUAUUUAGCUCUACAGAAUAAUUUUAUGAAAUUAGGGACCCUAAAAAUUAUACAUUUUUUGGGGGCCUAAGGCAGAAGCCUUUUUCAAACAAUGGUAAGCACGCCUCUGUGUAUAGUCAUCAAUUUAAAAACAAUUGGGUGUCUAAAAAUGAGUAUAAUAUUGAUGUAUAUGAUAAUACACAUCUGACAACUAUGUGAAUAUUGAUUUUAUCACUAUAUAUGUAAUAACUUUUGUGAAGCACAAGCAUAAUAAAACGGCUGAUAUUGGAAGCUUUAAACUAGUGGGGUCUUAAAUUGAUAUUUUAAAGUCCUCGAUAUGUAUGGAUAAUCUUUUGUUUCUUUUGGGAAAACGUAGUUUACGGAGAAACCCAACGCUAAAGGAAAUGCAUUAAAGCUGAAACAAAAAUAAGAAAGUUAAAACCAUUUGAAACCCUAUUUUCACUUCAAAAUAUGUUCCCGGUUGAUAAAGAACCUUUUGCUUUGCCGAUGUAUAUAUAUAUGGGGACAUAUCACACUUAUACGCUCUAACACCAAAAUAUCACUUCUACUCUCCUUACUGUUUUCAGCUAACAUCCCCAGAAGAAGAUGAAUAGGCCAGGAGACUGGAACUGCCUAUCGUGUAGCCACCUCAACUUCCAAAGAAGGGAGUCAUGCCAACGAUGCAGAGAGCCCAGACCGAGAAGCAUUACCGACUUAGUCAGCGGUUUCGCAAGCCGCCCGAUCAGCAACGCUUUUGCUUUCAAUACCGGGCCUGACGUGAGACCCGGUGAUUGGUACUGCAACCUUGGAAAUUGCGGGACUCACAAUUUUGCAAGCAGGUCCAGCUGUUUCAAGUGUGGUGCCGCAAAAGAUGAGUCUUCACGCUCGGCUGCCGCUCUAGCCACCGGGUUUAUGGACUUGAGUGAUGGUCCAAGACGUGGCCUUUUUGGAUUUGGUAGCACUAGUAGUGGUGGUGGCGGAGGCAUGGGCCGCUCUUCUUGGAAAUCUGGAGAUUGGAUUUGCCCCAGGUCAGGCUGCAAUGAACAUAACUUCGCAAGCAGAUCAGAGUGUUUCAGGUGCAACGCCCCCAAGGAACCUGCCCCCAAUCCUCCCUACUAGACCUAACUUUCUUCAUCAUCUUGAUCACGCUGCACUAGAAGAGAUAAAACUACUGAAGAAUGGAAGCAAGAUAACGACCCUGUUUGUCGUCAUUUGUUUUUUUUUCUUGCUUUGACUCGUUUCGUAUUUCGUAGGACCUUUGUCUGGUUAUGUUUAGACUGUAAGCUAGUAAAAAAAAAUCGGAAGUUCUUUGUUCUGACUUCUGAUAUCGAUCUUCCUACUAUGUACGUUUAUUUUAAUUAAUGCAUCCUUAUUUUUGAUAAACUGUUACUCUCUUAUCCCUCAA